GAGACAAAUUAACGGCUUUGGCGAAUUAUUGUGUUGCCGGGGUAGCCGAUAUAGCUCUUCCAUUUUGUCGAACGUCGACAGAACUUAUUUAAGGUCUGUUGACAAGGUUCUGUGCGCGACGGGAUCUGGGGUAGGAGAUGAUGGAAUACAUGAACGAUAAGUUCGCAUUGAAAAGUCAAGCGAUUAAGGGCAGCGACUACUACAUGGGCUCUGGUGGCGCGCUGGACCAAGUUAUGGAGAGUUUGGACAGUGUGCAGUACUACAGCAAGACAUCGCCCAAGUGUGUGCAGGCCUUCGGGAUACAGAGCAGCGAGCACCACCCGCGAAUGGAGCAGUCCUCGCCUUGUGGAGACCAAAACGCGAAUUAUGGUGUCCCGAAAACGGAAGAUACCUUGCACGCGGACCUUGGAAGGUCGAUCGACAACUGUUGCAAUCUGAGGUCCUCGCCGGUAACGGCAGGUCAGGAGAAAACGGAUUUGGACGAAAUGGGUGACAAGUGUGACAGUAACGUAUCGAGCAGUAAGAAGAGGCGGCACAGGACGACAUUCACGAGCGCACAGCUAGAGGAGUUGGAGAAGGUGUUUCAGAAAACUCAUUACCCAGAUGUUUAUGUGAGAGAACAGCUGGCGAUGAGGACUGAACUAACGGAGGCCAGAGUGCAGGUGUGGUUUCAAAACAGAAGAGCCAAGUGGAGAAAAAGAGAACGUUACGGACAGAUUCAACAGGCAAAAAGUCACUUUGCAGCCACAUACGAUAUAUCAGUGUUGCCAAGAACAGACAGUUACUCUCAGAUCCCCAACAACCUGUGGCCCAGCCCUGCUCCCAGUGGCUCUGUGGUCUCCUCCUGCAUGCUUCCCCGUGGAUCUCCCCCAUGUGUCACCUCCUAUUCCCACUCCCCCCGCUCUGCAGCCGACCAUGGGUACGUGGGCUUCCCCAACCAGCAGAACCAGUUUGGACACGUCUCCCUCAACAACUUCUUCACGGCCGACUCCCUCCUCACGCCCUCGCCCAAUGGACACCCGUUCGAGACCAAGCCCGAGUUUGAGAGACGCUCGUCCAGCAUCGCCGUGCUGCGGAUGAAGGCUAAAGAACAUGCGGCCAACAUAUCCUGGGCCAUGUGAUAGUGAUUGUGAAUGUCUCUUCUGCAUGUCCAGCCAGCCAACUGACUCACAGCCACUCUAACUUUAACAUUACUACUGCGCACGUUUAUAACCCCCAAUGUUGACUGACAGAAAUCUGACUGUGACACUGAUUGAUUGAAGAGGACCUCCAGAAGUCUGAAUAAUGUAGGCCUAGAUGCUGAUGACUGACUGGUUGUCUCCUAGACUGGAGAGACAUGAUGCCUCUCCAUGGAGCCAAUAAACUGUGAACUUGUUGGUCAAAAGAGUCAAAUGUCAGAGGAGAUAAACUGCUUCAAGGUUAUUAAAGGUCUGCUCAUCGAGGUUGAGCAGUGCAUUUCAGUUCAUAACACACAGAUGAAGCUUACUUUCAGGUUAACACCCAAUGUUAAACAAUGCAUUGCUGAAAAUGUGCCCCUCUGUGACUUGACCACUCUGAGCCAGUUUGAGCACUCCAUUAAGCAUACUUUGUGUGUCCAGGAAAUCGUCCCUCAAAAGAUCAAUUACAGAAUGUCCUAUAAGCUGAGGACAGUGUGAAUAUUAUAAUUCCCUGUGCUUUGUAAUUCCAUUGCCCUACAGACGGGUUGCCUGACAACGGCACUAAAACUAUGCAUGCGCAUCGCAGAGGCAGAAGGCUGUGUGUUGUUAUGAUUCUGGACGGUCAGAUAGCUAGCAACAAUGACAAGAAGCUGCCAUGUGGGGAAUCGUAGGUGGCUCGUUUCAGCUCGUUGU
Molecule: messenger RNA, 1850 nt
Organism: Coregonus clupeaformis (lake whitefish)
Lineage: Eukaryota; Metazoa; Chordata; Actinopteri; Salmoniformes; Salmonidae
Product: ALX homeobox protein 1-like
Exons: 4
Coding region: 138-1121 (327 amino acids)
Biological process (GO): negative regulation of DNA-templated transcription; embryonic skeletal system morphogenesis; positive regulation of transcription by RNA polymerase II
Molecular function (GO): RNA polymerase II transcription regulatory region sequence-specific DNA binding; DNA-binding transcription activator activity, RNA polymerase II-specific
Source: RefSeq, a predicted model, not a curated record